Messenger RNA from Diatraea saccharalis (sugarcane borer), 857 nucleotides. NCBI's taxonomy places the organism in Eukaryota, Metazoa, Arthropoda, Insecta, Lepidoptera, Crambidae. The record is from the annotation of a GenBank genome assembly.
UGUGAGAUUGUAUGGUAUAAAAUAAUGUUGCUGCCCAUACUUUCAAAAACUAGUUAUAAUCACCUGUAUAUGUGAGAAAAUCGAAGAAAUAAAAUUGGUGUUAUCUAUUUACCGUUACAUUAGACGUUAUACCGUGAGAACGUGUUGUUUUCGAUAUCUACAAAGUUCGUUACGACGAUGCACCUGCACUGCGGAUAAUGCGAUCAUGCGUUGAUUAUGACACGGUUCGAAGAGACGGAAUCCAUUUAUUUGUUUUAUGAGACUGUGAUAAAAGGCAGGUAAAGAUUAAGUGAGAAGCCAAUGCGAUCCCAAAAUGAGUCAUACGUGGUCGCAAGCAUGUCGUUAUUGUUUUGUUUUUGCCAAAUUCCAUUUCGAUGACAGUGCCACAGAGUUAGUGUUAAAAGUUAAAAGUUAGUGAUUUAGAAGAAAACCUUAAAAUUGUAACUGACUUACGUGUUUUGGUGUUUUGAGUUUUGUAUUGUUUUGUUUGUGACAUACCUAUGGUAAUACAGUUAAACUAUACUAAUAAGACUUGCACAUUAAAUAUAUAAUGAUUUGAAAUAAGAAGACUGAUAAACAAGAUGGCUCAGAACUCUAUGGAUUCGGAUAGGUUAUCUUCAGCAGGCGUUUCAACUCAUAGUUCUGGAACUGCUGCAACAGUGGGAGGAUCAGUUGUUGGUGUGAGAGUGGGAGAUCCCAACCACAAGAGAGAUGACGAGGAUGACUAUAACCUGGGGCCCUUGCCUCCAAACUGGGAGAAAGCUUUUACACCAUCUGGAGAAAGAUAUUUUAUUGAGUCUUCGGAUUUAUUACUUGUAGGAACUAUGCCUCGUUUUAACCAAAAAAUAACACUUUAG